This is a messenger RNA of Symbiodinium sp. CCMP2592, 222 nucleotides long. The record is from the annotation of a GenBank genome assembly. Lineage: Eukaryota; Dinophyceae; Suessiales; Symbiodiniaceae.
AUGGGGCAAGCUCUUUCUGAAUCCGCUGUCGUCUCAGCCGGCAAAGCCGGCCAGAAGCCCACCACGCUGGUCGUGUUCGGUGAUUCACUAAGUGACAGUGGAGCACGUGGCUACGGUGCUGGCAAUCGUCGGUACUGGAGGUCUGGGCAGUGCCCAGCUGAGAUGCUCCAUGACCCCAUGAACAAAAUCGAGGAACGCCGCUUGGCAAGCUCUUGGAUGUAG